This is a messenger RNA of Paramisgurnus dabryanus, 2570 nucleotides long. RefSeq names its product protocadherin alpha-5-like. Lineage: Eukaryota; Metazoa; Chordata; Actinopteri; Cypriniformes; Cobitidae. Gene Ontology annotation, biological process: homophilic cell-cell adhesion. The record is from RefSeq and is a predicted model, not a curated record. Gene Ontology annotation, cellular component: plasma membrane. Gene Ontology annotation, molecular function: calcium ion binding.
GUCAUGUUUUCUCAUGUCCACCACUGGUGCUUUUGGAAUAUAUUCAGCACUGCGUUUUUGUUUGUCUGGCAUAUUUUCCCUUCAUACAAAUAACAGGAUUAUUCAAGUAUUCUUCGUAAAGCGGCAGCGAAGUUGCAUUGGAAGAUUUUUGCGAUUGUAUGUGAAAAAUGGAACAAAGAGGACGGUCACGUCGACUGCAAUUGAAUGCGAAACUCGCUUUCAUUGCGGUACUGCUUUUAUUCUGCAAAUCAGUUUUUGGACAGGUACGAUAUUCCGUGUCUGAGGAGCAGAAGGACGGAGCUGCUGUAGGAAAUAUUGCGAAGGAUUUGGGCAUUGAUCACAGAACGUUAAAGGAUCGAGGGUUUCGCAUUGUCUCGACCUCAGGCGAGCCAUUGUUCAUUGUGAAUCAGAAUGACGGUGUGUUGUAUGUGAAUGGUAAAAUAGACAGAGAAGCGGUGUGCGAAAGAAUCAAUCCGUGUCUAAUCAAUCUGAAAAUAGCAUUAGAAAACCCACUUGAAAUUCAUUACGUCACUGUAGAGAUAUUGGACGUGAACGAUCACAGUCCGCGGUUUCCUGGGAAUGAAAAGCGGCUGGAGAUUUGGGAAUCUGCUAUGCCAGGAGCACGCUAUCCGCUACAGGCAGCGCGCGACCUCGACACUGGAAUCAAUUCAGUUCAGACUUAUAAACUCAGCCACAACGACAAUUUCCGUCUCGAAAUUAAAGACAGGGAAGAUGGUAAAAUUCCAAUCUUGAUUUUACACAAGCCGCUUGACAGGGAGGUGACUAAAACCAUGAACUUAGAAUUAAUUGCUUUAGAUGGGGGGAAACCUCCUAAAUCUGGCUCAAUUGAAAUAUUGAUCGAUGUUCUGGAUAUAAAUGACAAUGUGCCUGUUUUUACGAAGGAAACGUACACGGUUACUUUAAAUGAAAACGCACCCGUGGGUACGACAAUUUUGCAGGUUAAUGCCACGGAUUCGGAUGAGGGUCAAAACGGAGAGAUAGUUUAUGCUUUUGGAAGUAACGUCAAUGAUAAUUUACGCAAACUUUUUGAAGUUAAUUCAAUUACUGGAGAAAUUAUUGUAAAAAGUCUUUUGGAUUUUGAGGUUAAAGAUAAAUAUGAGAUUGACAUCGAAGCAUCGGACAAAGGCAUUGUUCCUCUUACGACAGAUAAAAGUAUUUUCAUAAAUAUUGCUGAUGUUAAUGACAAUGCUCCAGAAAUAGAGGUGACAUCGUUUUCAAGCGCAAUUCCAGAAGACUCUAAACCUGGAACAACGGUGGCUUUAAUAAGCGUUUCAGAUUUAGACUCUGGUCUCAAUGGCAAAGUCUUCUGUUCACUGUCUGAUGGCAUACCUUUCAAGCUUUUGUCGUCAUUACAGGAUAAUAUUUAUUCAUUAGUUACAUCUACAUUGCUUGACAGGGAAGCAAAAUAUCAAUAUGACAUCACAGUAGUUGCCAGAGACGCGGGUCAACCCUCACUUUCGUCUCUUAAAACUAUAACGGUAAUGAUAUCAGAUGUAAAUGACAAUAGCCCAGCUUUUCUAUUUUCCCCUUAUGCGUUUUAUGUGAUGGAAAAUAAUGUACCAGGCAAAUCUUUAUUUUUUGUGUCUGCUUCUGAUAAAGAUUGGAACGAAAAUGCUGUGAUCAGUUACCAGAUAUGGAGAGACGGUGGCGAGGAAAACAAAUACACAUCAUUUAUUAAUAUUAACUCGGAAAAUGGAGAGAUUUAUGCGCUGAAAAGUUUUGACUUUGAAACUAUAAAAACAUUCCAGUUCCACGUGCUCGCAACAGACUCUGGAUCUCCGUCUCUGAGCAGUAAUGUGACAGUGAACGUGUUUAUUCUGGAUCAGAACGACAACGUUCCAGUGAUCUUAAAUCCAGUGAGUGCUAACGGUUCUGCUGAGGGUGUGGAGGAGAUUCCCCGCAAUGUGAACGCAGGUCAUUUGGUGACUAAAGUCAGAGCCUAUGACGCAGAUAUAGGAUACAACGGCUGGUUAUUAUUCUCACUACAGGAAGUUAGUGAUCACAGUCUGUUUGGUUUGGACCGCUAUACAGGACAGAUAAGAACCCUUCGCUCAUUCACAGAAACAGAUGAGGCCCAGCAUAAACUGGUCAUACUGGUGAAAGACAAUGGGAACGUUUCUCUCUCAGCAACAGCGACUGUGAUUGCGAAAGUUGUGGAGCCCAAAGAGGCUUUUGCAGCUUCUGAUGUUACAAACGCAGUGAAAGACGAUGAGGAAAACAACGUGACGUUUUAUUUGAUCAUCACGUUGGGCUCUGUGUCGGUUCUUUUUAUCAUCAGUAUCAUCGUGUUGAUUGUAAUGCAGUGCUCGAAAUCUUCAGACUAUUCGUCCAAGUAUUUACAAGAUGUGAAUUACGACGGGACUCUGUGUCACAGCAUUCAGUACAGAUCUGGAGACAAACGGUACAUGCUAGUUGGACCCAGAAUGAGUGUCGGUUCUACUUUAGCACCUGGAAGUAAUAGGAAUACUCUAGUGAUACCAGAUCGAAGGAGGAGAGAUUCUGGAGAGGUAAGGAAAGGCCUUACUAUAAGCUUUAUUGGAAAUUGUUAA